UCCAACUCCUGCCCGCUCAUUAUUGUCUGAACCACACCUAGUAUUACCCUCAUAUCCACUAAAACUUCAAGCUUUACCAAUUUGUCACAAGCGAAGAUGGUAGCUCCCAACACCAAUGAGGUUCCAAACAAUUACGAUCGAAAAAGCGAAGUGAAAGCUUUUGAUGAGACAAGGGAAGGCGUUAAGGGUCUUGUUAAUGCCGGGAUAGCCGAGGUUCCUAGAAUUUUUCAUCAACCACCACAAUUGGACGAUCAGUACUCCAUCAACAAUACAAGCACUGACUCAGAAGCCACCCAGUUUAGCAUUCCGCUAAUAGACCUUGAAGACCAUGGUAAUCCAACUAAGCGCAAUGAGAUUGUUGCAAAAGUUGGAGAGGCAUCAGAGACUUGGGGCUUCUUUCAAAUAGUGAAUCAUGGGAUACCUGUAGGUGUUCUGGAGGCGAUAAAGGAUGGGGUACGUGGGUUUUAUGAGCAGGACACUCGAGUCAAGAACGAGUUUUACACUCGUGAUCACUCUAAACCUUUGUUUUACAAUAGCAACUUUGAUCUUUAUAGUUCACCGGCAACGAAUUGGAGGGGUAAGUGUUACAUGGCUCCAAAUCCUCCUAAGCCAGAAGACUUGCCAGAAGUAUGCAGAGACGUACUGAUCGAUUAUUCAAAGCGAGUAAUGGAGUUGGGGAAAUUGUUGUUCGAGUUGCUGUCGGAGGCCCUUGGGCUAAAGCCUAGCCACUUGAAUAACAUAGAUUGUAGUAAGGGGCUACAGGUUUUAGGCCAUUACUAUCCUGCUUGUCCACAGCCAGAGUUAACUUUGGGCACAAGCAAGCACGCUGAUGAUUCCUUCCUUACGGUCCUUCUGCAAGAUCAUAUUGGUGGUCUGCAAGUUGUUGGUCGUCAAAAUAAGUGGAUUGACGUACCCCCUGUGCCUGGGGCUUUAGUGGUGAACAUUGGAGAUCUUUUACAAGUAAGCACACGUAUACAAUUGCCAUAUGGUCUAAUAUACUUGUAGAAAGGGUUGGGUUUCUACCCAUGCGUCUCAGUUUUUGUGGCAUGCUGCUUAGCGCUUAACGAAUUCAACUGUGGUUGUGGUUGCGGUUGCGGUUGCAUAUCAAUACUAUUAUACCAUAAGUGUGGGCUUGUUUGAGAAUGUUUUUGUUUGUAAGAAGCGGUUUUACACAAUUGUGUCGAAAACCUGUUAAAGUAUUUAUUAUAAUCCAA
Molecule: messenger RNA, 1214 nt
Organism: Malus domestica (apple)
Lineage: Eukaryota; Viridiplantae; Streptophyta; Magnoliopsida; Rosales; Rosaceae
Product: 1-aminocyclopropane-1-carboxylate oxidase homolog 1-like
Source: RefSeq, a predicted model, not a curated record